Messenger RNA from Aspergillus campestris IBT 28561, 633 nucleotides. RefSeq lists its product as uncharacterized. The transcript has a single exon. NCBI's taxonomy places the organism in Eukaryota, Fungi, Ascomycota, Eurotiomycetes, Eurotiales, Aspergillaceae. The coding region runs from base 234 to 404 and encodes 56 amino acids. The record is from RefSeq and is a predicted model, not a curated record.
CAUGCAGCUCCCACCACCACACCGACAACCAACAGGUUCUCCCAGACGAUCCCCGCACGGGGAUUGGCGCUCGGGGAAGAUUUGCACUGAUGUACAGAGUACAUCCACCGGUCUAGCAGACCGCCUGUCACUCACCUGAACCCUCAUGUUGGUAACCUCCCUCGUGGGCUGUUCAGCUGUUAUAGACUGGUGUUAGGAACGUCUUUCCCUUCUGGUCGAAAAGGCAGUUAAUAAUGUCGACUGGGAUACUGGUUCGAAUGGUGCCGGGUUAUCCGCACGGAGGCAACAUCCGCUUAAUCCUCGGCCUCCGAGCCUCACACUGCACAUUCUUCAGCUUCUUGACAUUGUUAGGUGUCCAUACUACCUUAGUAGGUAUCGGUUGGGUGGGUACAUUAUGGUGCUGAUAGUUAUCUGAAUCCAUCCAUAUACGUGUCACAUGUCCAAUACACCCAGAUUCCAAUAUCUAGGAAUGGAUACAGGCACUCUUGGACAUUUUCUCCAACGAUCCACUAUGGGUCUCUUCUGUUGAUAGGUGUGAUUGGAGAUUGUAGGUGUCGUACUACCUACCCUUCGUCAAAUGAUAGAGAAAUAAAAAAGUUGGUCCAAAAAACCCGUGGACAAAACUUAGAAGCC